Molecule: messenger RNA, 1336 nt
Organism: Nelumbo nucifera (sacred lotus)
Lineage: Eukaryota; Viridiplantae; Streptophyta; Magnoliopsida; Proteales; Nelumbonaceae
Product: NAC domain-containing protein 104-like
Biological process (GO): regulation of DNA-templated transcription; system development
Molecular function (GO): DNA binding
Source: RefSeq, a predicted model, not a curated record
GCCCAAGGCUCCAACACGAACAGAACCCCGUUAUUUGAAGUAUCCAACAAUUUCCAUUGCCCGCCAUCUUCGACCAACCAACUCAGACUCCAUUCCCUCUCUCCAAUUGUGAUCAAACCACCUUCUCUUUCACGUCUACCUCUCUCUCCUCUGCACUAUAAAUAUUGAGUAAACCUACAAUAGCAGCAGCAACCAAACUUAUCAAUCCUUUCUCCCUCUCUCUCUCUCUCUUUGUCUCUCCCUAGAUCUCUGUUGUUGUUGUUAUCAUCUUAGUUUGAUAGAAAGCGGAUGGGAGAUGACAACAUCAACCUUCCUCCUGGCUUUCGAUUUCGCCCGACUGAUGAAGAACUGGUUCAUUUUCUCUAUAGGAAGGCAGCACUCUCACCAUGUCAACCAGAUUUUAUUCCAGAUCUCGAGCUUUAUCCUUAUGAUCCAUGGGAACUCAGUGGCAAGGCACUGGAGGGGGAUAACCAGUGGUAUUUCUUCAGCCGAAGAACUUCAAAUCGGAUUUCUGAAAAUGGGUAUUGGAAUCCUUUGGGUGUUGAUGAGCCUAUCUUCACCGGUGCCAGAAAUAUAGCGGGUAUGAAGAAGCUUCUCGUCUUCUACCUCGGCGAAGCACCGGAGGGAGACAAGACCAAUUGGAUGAUGCAGGAGUACCGUCUCUCAGACUCUGGUUCUAGUAGUAGUCGGUCCUCAAGAAAAAAAGGAAGCUCAAAAAGGGAUUUGACUGCAUGGGUCAUUUGCCGAGUCUACCAGAGGAAUGAUGAUGAUGAUGAUGAUACUGGUAUAGAGCUUUCAUGCUUAGAUGAAGUUUUCCUGUCAUUUGAUGAUCUUGACGAAAUAAGCUUACCAAAUUAGACCAAAAGAAUUGAUCUAAAUUGGCAAUUGUAAGGCUUCAAUUGAUUGUGAUAUCCACAGAUAUUAUAUUCUUAGUAAAAACAGUAUGUAGGAAAAUUUGAAAUCAGUUAUAGUUAUUUUCUUCCUUUUAUAUGUUGAUGAUGGGAGGUUUUCACGUGCUUGGCUUAUUGGAGAGAAGAAGGAUAAACGUGGGAAAGAGUGGAGCCCAAGCAGCACUGUUACAGGGCUUGCUGUGCUUUGAGCAAUCGUUCUUGGCUUUUGGCUUUUCUUUUUGGGUUUAUGCUUUGAUGGUCCUUGGUGGCUGUCUAGUGUCACCAAGCUAAGGAACAAUUUUUUUAUGGGUGCCUGCUUAGGCUAGCAUUUCGUCAUGCAUGUUGUAAGCUUUCACACUUGAAGUAGGAUCACCCAUGUCUAUAAUGGACAUAUAUGAUUACCAAAGUGUCCCUGUUCUAUUGUUAAAGGUCCUCAAUUCUUAGGG